GAGCCCACGAGCCGUGGACGCCGUCGGAGGUACAGUAUUGAGAUCCGCGUAACGACCGAGGGCCGCUGACGCGCGACGGAAGGCGCCGACCGGGGCCUUCGGCACUCUCUACCCCGCUCGCGCUCCUUGUCGUAUGUCCGCCCAGCGCCGACCGAAGCGCGCGGAACUCACUCGAAAGCCCGCUGAGAAAUUUUGUCGGCCAAACGGCGACCGAACUCCCGCGGCCGUGCCCCGCACUUAAAAUCUCUUAACCCCUCGGUCGACUGAGCCCCCCAAUCCUUCCCUAGCCCCAACCCCUUCCCCCCGAGGCGACGUGUCCCGGCCGCGAACCACAGCGAAAGAGAGCGGAGCCCCGUCGACGAGCCGAGCGCAUGCUAGCCCCAUGGAUCAGCACUCUCGGCGACGCGGGAGUCGCUCCCGUGGCCUCACGGCCGAGCUCCUGCGAAGAGCGCAAUUCUUCGAGGAUAGGGGACGACGGGUGGUGGUCAGCGUACGUCGGGUGGUAGGAAAGCGGCGUCCUCCAUUGUCGUCGGCGAAGAAGAAGAAGAAGAAGAAGGAGGGUGCAUCGCUAGCAGUAAAUGGGGCGCAUACUUUUUGAGAAGAGUUUUGAAUUGAUCGGAAGCGAGAGACAGAUCCCGCAGUUUCUUCAUAGGGCUCUCGCGUAAACUACACGGGCACCAGUCGGACUGUCGAGCUGUUCUAGCAGAUUUCGACGCCUGGUGGAUCGGCGAUGUCGAUGGAGCUGAUUGCAAAGAUACCUCUGCAGUCGUCUUCCAGCUUCGGAAACGCCUGCAAAUCCGUGAAAUCUGCAGUGCCCGGAAUCGUUGCGGCACCCCAGAGGUUGCAUAGUGUGGAGGGAGGCAAUUUCGUAGGAACGCCGAAAUUGAGGAGCGAGAAGGCGGAACGCAAGAGGCUGCUCAGCGUGAAUGCAGUGGCUGUGUCGGACAGAGCGACGGGACGAAGAAAUGUGGAAGGUAUAGAAGAGACGGACGUAAUCGUCAUCGGGAGCGGAAUCGGUGGGCUCUGCUGCGGAGGACUGCUCGCACGCAAUGGAGACAAGGUGUUGGUGUUGGAGAGCCACACGAUCGCUGGAGGAGCAGCGCAUUCGUUCGAAAUUAAAGGUUUUCACUUCGACUCGGGACCUUCUCUGUUCUCGGGACUCACCUCGAAAGGGAUGCAGGCGAAUCCUCUAGCCCAGGUCCUGGAUGCUCUGGGUGAGAGCGUCGAGUGCGUGAAGUACGACGGCUGGAUGGUUUACGUUCCCGAGGGCACAUUUUACUCUCGCAUUGGCCCUUCCGAGUUCCUCAAGGAUUUAGAGAAGUUCGGAGGCCCAGGAGCUGUGGAGGAAUGGCGAGCUCUGCAAGAGGUAGUGCAGCCGCUGUCCGGGGCAGCGAUGGCCUUGCCACCGGCAGCUCUGAGAGGCGAUCUGGGGGUGGUCCUCACGGCCUUCGCUCGCUACGCCCCCGGCCUUCUCAAAUCGUUCCUCCGAGCAGGCGCUAUGGGAGGUCCCAACAAGCUGAUCGGCCCUUUCUCAGACGUCGUCGACGAGGUGGGAGUCAAGAACCAGUUCAUUCGGAAUUGGGUCGAUCUGCUGUCCUUCAUGUUGUCAGGACUCAAGGCUGACGCCACGCUCGCAGCCGAAGUGGUGUAUAUGUUCGGAGAGUGGUAUCAGCCUGGAUGUACGCUGGAGUACCCAGUCGGUGGCUCAGCAGCCAUUGUCGAUGCUCUCGUGCGAGGACUGGAAAAACAUGGAGGGAGGCUAGCCCUCGGGUCUCAUGUCGACGAAAUCCUUGUGGAAGGAGGACGAGCUGUCGGAGUCCGCUUGCGCGGUGGCAAGGUCAUCAAGGCACGCAAAGCUGUUGUGACCAACGCCUCGAUGUGGAACACUCAGUCCUUGCUGUCCAAGGAGAAUACUCCAGAAGAACUCCGCAGGCGAGCCGAAGACACACCUCUAUGCGAUUCGUUCAUGCAUUUGCAUCUCGGUAUCGAUGCCAAGGACUUGCCUGCAGAUCUAGAGAUCCAUCACAUGAUUGUCAACGACUGGGACAUAGGAGUGGAUGCACCACAAAACGUAGUGGCGAUCUCGAUACCGAGUGUCCUGGAUCCGAAUCUUGCACCACCAGGGAAGCACUGCCUGCAUGCAUACACUCCGGGUACAGAACCAUACGACCUGUGGAAAGGUCUGGAUCGUAACAGUCAAGCGUACAAGGAUCUGAAGAAAGAAAGAUCAGAGGUUCUCUGGAAAGCUGUGGAAAGGGCUCUAGGGCCAGGUUUCAGCCGGGACAAAUGCGAGGUGAAACUGGAGGGUACGCCUCUCACACACGAACGCUUCCUGCGAAGAGCUCAGGGUACAUACGGCCCAGCCAUUCGAGCAGGGCAGAGCACCUUCCCGGGCCAUUCUACUCCAAUCAAGGGCCUGUACUGCUGCGGUGAUUCCACCUUUCCAGGUAUCGGCAUACCAGCAGUCGCUGCCAGUGGGCUUGUCGCUGCCAACACCCUCACACCAGUUUGGGAGCACAUCAAACUUCUCGAAACCCUCGGACUUUGAUGCAGUGAUCCUGAGACCUCGGGCCAACAGUGGCCUUUCGUGCCGUAGAAAAUUGGUGAAGGUGCACAGAGUACAUGCCGGUGCGUGUUAGAAACUGUGCCUUUCAUGACAAAGCCUUCUGGAUUCGCAAUUGGUGAUACUCAUCCGAAGCACCGGAGCACCAGUGCACGAGGAUACAUUAAUACAAAUUCUUCGUCGUGCCUCGUUCCUCGCACGUCCUGUUCUCACCCCUAUUUUGCCAUCUCCUUUGCUGCUUCUUUGCGUCUCGCAAGUAGAGUUUUGUAGUCGUGAGGUUUUUGGCUUGUACUGUCUUGAAAUUAGGCGUUUAGAUAAUCUUCACAUAGUUUCAGAUGGAAUUGGUGCUGGAAUGUUUCACAUAGCAUUUGUGAAGGUAUCCAUGGGCACGAUGGUUCUCGUCUGUAGUUGUUGGAGAUGUGCACGUAAGACGAACUCCUUCGCUUCUAGCGUUCAGAAUGUGUUUAUAUAGUGCAUCAAUUUCGGUGUGAUGCUUCAAAGUAGCAGUUGCUACAAAAAGCGUGGACUCUACCUACGUCGGGCAACUCUUAUGCCCGUCGUCGCGCUUGAGGGACAACUGCGACAACUUGGGUUCUGUGGCAGGUAGGCCACAUCUGUUGCAUCCAUGCAUCCAAUUAACGAGGAAUUGUUAGAGAGUUUCACAUUUAUCUGGUCGGUCAUCACGAUUAUUCAUCGAGAAUGGUUUUCAAGGG
Marchantia polymorpha subsp. ruderalis is the source of this 3276-nucleotide messenger RNA. The record is from the annotation of a GenBank genome assembly. NCBI's taxonomy places the organism in Eukaryota, Viridiplantae, Streptophyta, Marchantiopsida, Marchantiales, Marchantiaceae.